Messenger RNA from Coffea arabica (coffee), 1779 nucleotides. NCBI's taxonomy places the organism in Eukaryota, Viridiplantae, Streptophyta, Magnoliopsida, Gentianales, Rubiaceae. The record is from RefSeq and is a predicted model, not a curated record.
ACAAAAAACAGCAAAUGGUUGAUUCAGGCUGGAUAGGAUGGAGAAAAGUUUCUACUGAACUUUUUCUCACAUCUGCUAGAAAACUGUUUUGAGCGACUCUCUGGUACCUCUUUUUCCAGAUUCAGGAAGUACAAGGGAGUUGUCCUGCAAGAAAAAAGAGAGAGCAUGGAAGAGGCGCUGCUGCCAGAAAAUGAUAAGGAGACAGGAUCAACAAAGGUGGCAACUUGGAAGAUUUAUGUGGAAGAGUUGAAAAGGGUAAAUGGCAUAGCACUUCCGAUGAUGGUAGCAGCUGUGGGACAAUAUCUCUUGAGAGUUUCUCCAAUCUUUAUGUUAGGCCACCUUGGCCAACUCCAACUCUCUGGUGCCUCCAUUGCCACAUCUUUUUCCAAUGUUACUGGUUUCAGUGUUCUUGGAGAAAUCCAACUGGACUCAAUUGAAGAACCGACAGGAUUGAAUCACCAUCGGACUAUAUGGGUGCACUGUACAUCCGUAUAGAUUUGGAGAAGCCACAUAUACUGGUAAAGCGAUGGAAGGCAAGGUUUGAACCCUUGACCUCCCACCCUGCCAAGAAAUUGGCUCUUCUUGACUCUGCACUGUUUAUGUAGAAUGGCCAAUGCGGACUAGGGUCUCUAACACCAGAUCCAAUCAUACAUAAAUUAUUAGGUGGUGCAGAACCUGUACCACUAAGUUAUCACAAGUUUGGGAUGUCAGGUGCACUGGAGACCUUGUGUGGUCAGGCUUUCGGAGCAGAACAAUACCAGAGACUUGGAACCUAUACUUAUGGGGCCAUCAUAUGUCUCUUCAUAGUUUGUAUACCAAUAUCCCUUCUGUGGAUGUUCACUGACAAGCUGUUAAUACUCACUGGCCAAGAUCCUGCAAUUGCAACUGAGGCUGGCAAAUACUUGAUCUGGCUCAUACCUACACUAUUCCCUUAUGCCAUUCUCCAGUCACUUGUUCGCUUUCUCCAGACUCAGAGUUUAGUCUUUCCAAUGCUGCUUAGUACAGUUGCAUCGGUAUCCUUACAGCUACCUCUUUGUUGGGUUCUUGUAUUCAAGUUGAAGCUAGGGAAUGCUGGAGCAGCUUUGUCAAUUGGUAUAUCAUAUUGGUUAAACGCCAUCUUACUUGUGCUGUAUGUGAAGUAUUCUUCUUCCUGUAGAAAGACUCGUGUUCCUUUCUCAAUGGAUGCUCUUCAAACAAUGGGGGGAUUCUUCCGUUUUGCCAUCCCUUCCACUGUAAUGACUUGUUUGGAGUGGUGGGCAUAUGAGCUAGUUGUGUUGCUGUCUGGCCUGUCACCAAAUCUUAAGCUAGAGACCUCUGUGCUAUCUAUAUGCUUAACCAUUACUUCUCUGCACUACCUCAUAGCAUACUCUUUUGGUGUUGCUGCAAGCGGUAGCAAGAUGAAGUGGAUGGCAGCACUUAGGAGCUUAUGGAAAUCUUGGGGCAUAUUAUCUGGUUGGAAUUCCUGUGGCUUUAAUAUUGGGAUUUGCACUGCAUUUAAGAGGAAUGGGUCUGUGGAGUGGACUGGUCGCUGGAGCCACGGUGAAAGUCUUCUCUUGUCCAUCAUCACAGGCCUGACAAACUGGGAAAAGCAGGUAAUUGAAGCUAGAAGCAGAAUAUAUGAAGGGGAAGAAGAAAGGGCCACUCCAGUGUGAGUCAAUUGGAUGGAAAAACUAGCAAUUGCAGGGCACAAAUGAGCUUUUUCAUGUGCUUCAACUGCACGAGGUGUAACGUUAUGUCGAGAAAGUUUAAUUGCACGAGGUGUAAGAGACUCAAAGAUAU